This is a messenger RNA of Cyprinodon variegatus (sheepshead minnow), 883 nucleotides long. It is a transcript of the gene cenpv, whose product is annotated as centromere protein V. Bases 319 to 741 code for a protein of 140 amino acids. Gene Ontology annotation, molecular function: carbon-sulfur lyase activity. The transcript is spliced from 6 exons. NCBI's taxonomy places the organism in Eukaryota, Metazoa, Chordata, Actinopteri, Cyprinodontiformes, Cyprinodontidae. The record is from RefSeq and is a predicted model, not a curated record.
ACGCCGGUCGCGUUAGUUAUCUCGUCGAAGAGGGUAUCUUGCUGCUUCGUAACUGCUGCAGCGACGGCGUCGAAGCUGCUUUUAAACCAUACGGGGUUGCCAGAAUUGACUCACGGUUUCUAGCCCAAAAGCAGUGAAAACUCCGCCCAACCUGGCAACACUGAUACUGAGCUGAACAACCCCCCAGAAUCUGCUAGAAACGCCACGACAACAAGAAUUUGCUCCAAGAUUCUGAUUGGGAUGACUGGAAUAUUCCAGCUGGCUCCACAUCAGCAGGUUUCGCAACAAACACGUCACGCCAAGUUCAGCUGAACUUUUAUGAUGGACCUUGUGAAACAUUCAGGUGGAUGCCACUGUGGAGCUGUUAGAUUUGAAGUCUGGAGUUCCCCCGACCUCCAUGUCUUCCACUGCAAUUGUAGUAUUUGCACCAAGAAACAAAACCACCAUUUCAUCGUUCCAAAAAGUAACUUUACCCUCUUACAGGGAAUGGACAAUCUGACCACCUACAGCUUUAACACCCAUGUGGCUAAGCACACCUUCUGCAGAACCUGCGGAGUUCAAAGUUUCUACACGCCACGGUCCAAUCCUGAUGGAUAUGGUGUUGCUCCGCACUGCCUGGAUCCAGGAACCGUUCGCAGUGUGGAGGUGGAGAAGUUCUGUGGAGAGCAAUGGGAAGAAAGUAUGCAAGCCCACAAGAGCAUCAGAGACAUGUCGAAAGCCGGAACCGAGCUGCAAAAAUAAGACUGACGGGAAACAGCAUUUAAAAAUGUUUUAAUGAACGUCAUACAAAAAUAAAACAAAAACUAACUCAGUUACAGUAGUGUUUUUAUACAGUGUCCUGACAACAACAUUCUUUGUGUCCCAUUAACGCCCAGUAGGAUUA